AUGACUUUGAAAGUCGGAAUAAUCGGUGCUGGCAGUGUCGGGCAGACGCUAGGCAAGGCCAUAGCAAAGAAGCACUCGGUUCUAUUCGGCGUCAGAAAUGUCGCAAAGUAUGCCGACUUGGCAGGACUAGAAAACGUUUCAGUGCUUACUGUUCCGGAAGCUGUAAAAAGCAGCGACGUGGUGGUACUCGCAGUUCCAGGCGCGCACAGCGAUGCCGGAAUCAAGGCCAUUGCGUCAGACCUUGGUGCUGAUAUCAAGGGCAAGGUUUUGAUUGAUGCGACGAAUCCACUUUCGCCCUAUCCGGGCCUGGAGGUCCGUUGGACUGGAAAGUCAGGCCUAUACCUACAACCGCCGCCCCCGGGUCUGCUUGAAGAGGCAGCCUGUCGAUUCCUUCACCCGACGCAAAGGGGCAUCGCUAGUACCGCAUCAAAGAUGGUUGCGCAACUUUACACGAAAGUAUGCAUUAUUGGCUCGGGCCCUGCUGCCCAUACAGCUGCGAUUUACACGGCGCGCGCAGAACUGGGCCCAAUCCUUUUCGAGGGCUUUAUGGCGAAUGGAAAUGCUGCUGGGGGUUUCUCUGAGGGCAUUCUUGGUGUUGAGCUAACAAAUUGCUUCCGUGACCAGUCCGCUCGGUUCGGGACGAAGAUUUUCAGCGAAACGGUCGAGAACGUCGAUUUCUCGAAGCGGCCAUUCACCGUACGAACCUCGGAAAAGGAGGUGAAAGCUGAGACGGUCAUUAUCGCUACGGGUGCUGUGGCGAAGCGGAUGGAGUUCCCGGGCAGCGGCGAGGAGGGUGGCUACUGGAACAAGGGCAUUUCGGCCUGCGCUGUUUGCGACGGCGCCGCUCUUAUCUUCCGCAACAAGCCUAUUGCAGUAAUUGGUGGCGGCGAUUCUGCCAUGGAGGAGGCAAACUUCCUGACCAAGUACGGCUCCAA
Messenger RNA from Volvox carteri f. nagariensis, 935 nucleotides. RefSeq lists its product as uncharacterized. The transcript has 5 exons. NCBI's taxonomy places the organism in Eukaryota, Viridiplantae, Chlorophyta, Chlorophyceae, Chlamydomonadales, Volvocaceae. The annotation marks the transcript as partial. Gene Ontology annotation, molecular function: oxidoreductase activity. The record is from RefSeq and is a predicted model, not a curated record.